AUGUCCCACACCCCUGAGAGCAAACUCGACACCGACACAUACUCCACCAAGGAGAUCUCCACUGUGGACGUCAGCCCAGUCGAGAGCGUCCCCAGCAGCUCGCUCGGUCAUAUCCCGAAGCGCCGUUUCAGCCCCAAGAGCAUUGCCAAGUCGCUCGUCAGCAAGCAAGCAUGGUUUGGCGACUACGACUACGCCGCGCUCUUCACUCCCAACAUUCCGUUCCUCUGCAAGUCUGGCCAGCUUCCUUUCUACGGCGUCGAGGAUGAACUUCCGCACUUUCUCACUUUCAUCCUCGGCCUGCAACACGCUCUUGCGAUGGUCGGUGGACUCGUUGUUCCUCCGCUUCUCCUCGGCGGCCCCGCUGGCGCCAACCUCGGUUCAUCAGCGCAAAUGUACCUCGUCUCGGCCUGCCUGAUCUGGUGCUCCAUCGGUACCGCUGUUCAGAUCUCGCGCCACCGCAUUCGGGGAACCAAGUAUUACUUCGGCACCGGCAUCAUCUCUGUCGUCGGCACCUCGUUCACUUUUGCGAACAUUGCGCUCAAGUACUUCUCUCAGUGUUAUGAGAACGGCACCUGCCCCACUGCUCCUGAUGGCACGAAACUGCCGUGUCCGAGAGAGUUUGGCGCCGUGCUCGGCACUGGCGCUCUCACCGGUCUCUUCGCUAUCCUUCUUGCCUUUGUCCCGCCCAAGGCUAUCCAGCGGGCGUUCCCGCCGCUCAUCAUUGGUACCAUGAUCCUGUUCAUCGGUGCCUCUCUCGUCACCUCCGGCAUCACGAACUGGGCUGGCGGCUCCGGCCCCUGCAAGACGGACCACACGUUGCUGUGCUCCUCAGGCUCGCAGUCGCACCACUGGGGCUCGGCACAGUACCUCGGUCUCGGCUUCUCGUGCUUCUCGGUCAUUGUCAUCUGCGAGAUUUUCGGCUCGGCGUUCAUGAAGUCUGCCUCUGUCUUCAUCGGCUUCGUCACCGGCAUGAUCAUCGCCGCCGCCACGGGCUACUUUGACGGCAAGGUCAUCCAGAAGGCGCCCGGUGGCACCUUCCUCUUCGUUCACACGUUCCCGCUCGGUCUGCGCGGCCAGCUCGUCCUCCCUAUGCUUGCCUCGUACGCUGUCAUCGUCGCCGAGUCCAUCGGCAACAUCACCGCUUCGAUCCAGGCCAGCAACAUGCCUCUCGAGGGCCCCGAGUUCCUGAGCCGCAUCCAGGGUGGCAUGCUUGCGGAUGCGGUCAGCGCGGCCCUCGCCAACCUCUGCACCAUCACGCCGCUCACCACCUUUGCGCAGAACUCGGCCGUUAUCGCGCUCACGCGCAACGCCUCGCGCCGCAGUGGAUACAUGUGCGCUGCUAUCCUCUUCCUCAUGGGCAUCAUCGGCAAGUUUGGUGCCAUCUUCGUCGCCGCUCCUCCUGCCGUCAUUGGCGGCUUCACCACGUUCCUUUUCGGCUCUGUCGCCGUCUCGGGUAUCCGCAUUAUGGCGUUCGCCAAGUGGACCCGCCGCGACCGCUUCAUCGCCACCACCUCGUGUGCUCUCGGUCUCGCGUCCCUCGUCUCUCCCCACUGGUUCAACUACAUCUUCACUUACAACGGACCCAACACCUCCCUCCGCGGCUUCCUCGACGCUAUCAUUCUCAUCGUCGAGGAGCCCUACCUCAUCUCGUCCAUCAUCGGCGUGUUCCUCAACCUUGUUCUCCCCGCCGAAAUCGAGGACGACACCCCCGCUCCCGCGCACUAA
This is a messenger RNA of Trichosporon asahii var. asahii CBS 2479, 1725 nucleotides long. RefSeq names its product nucleoside transporter. The record is from RefSeq and is a predicted model, not a curated record. The coding region runs from base 1 to 1725 and encodes 574 amino acids. NCBI's taxonomy places the organism in Eukaryota, Fungi, Basidiomycota, Tremellomycetes, Trichosporonales, Trichosporonaceae. Gene Ontology annotation, cellular component: membrane; fungal-type vacuole. Gene Ontology annotation, biological process: transmembrane transport; xanthine transport. Gene Ontology annotation, molecular function: xanthine transmembrane transporter activity. The transcript has 2 exons.